AAUCGUCAGGACUACUGUGAAAACGCAGUGUACAAUUAUGUUUGAAUCACAUACUCAUUGCAGGCAUAUUAUGUGUCAAUAGAUCUACACACAUAUCUGUUUGAAACAUUGAUUGUCUGGGUGCAUGAAUAGACCUUGACAUCAUCCCGUGGGGGUCGUAUUUGCAUCGCUCAUUUUGGGUGCCGGCACUCAUUAACCUGCUGCAGCCGCAUGGUAGCCAAAGUCUCCACAGCCACCUCUCCAGGUUGUAAGGGCCACAUAUGACCUCCUCUGAAGACUUCUGCUUCUGAAGACGUCCACUUCAGCUACCACACUUCAAUUCUGAACACCAGUGCUACAGGACUUCCAUUCGAAACACCAGAACUACCUGACCUCCAUUACCUUUGGUCCAUGCCAGGUCUAAAGCAGGGCUCAGACCAAAGACUCCCGACGAGACGAGACGAGACGCGAUGUUCUAAACCUUGCGACUGCGACUCAACGUGUUUAAUGCUCUGCAACAGCUUGCGACGGCUUGCAACUACGUGCAACUUCUAAUUCACAGCGCUGCAACUCAGUCUCGUCGUGUCGGGAAUCUUUGGAGUGAAUUGGGCUUUAGAGCAUCUACAAAGAACAGAAAACCAAAUAUUUGCCUCAGUGUGGUGUGGGUGUAGGGGCAGGAAUGGAGCUGAGCAAAGACCACUCCGAGUGCCAGAGGCCCGGUCAGCCGGUCGGACAGCCGAGAGGUGCCUGGAGCCGGAGGCUGGAGUUUGUCCUGGCCUCCAUCGGCUAUGCGGUGGGCUUGUCAAACGUCUGGAGGUUUCCCUACCUCUGCUAUAGAAAUGGAGGAGGCGCAUUCUUUAUUCCCUACUUCACCAUGGUGUUCCUCUGUGCCCUGCCCAUGGUGUUUCUGGAGUUUUCCAUUGGCCAGUUAACACAGUGUGGGCCUGUGCAGGCUUUCUCCAAAAUAUGCCCAUUGCUCAAAGGGAUUGGGGUGGGUACAGUCGUGGUGUCCUUCAUCUUCAUCGGUUACUUCAACACCCUCAUGAGUUGGAUCCUCUUCUACCUCUUCAACUCGUUCAGCUCCCCGUUGCCAUGGCAGUCGUGCAACAACACCUGGAACGUUCUGGAAACCUGUUCAGUUGGGUUCACCGUCAACGACUCUCUCAGGCAGUCGGCCAGCCAGCAGUUCUUUAACCACAGACUCCUGGAGGUCACUCAAGGGAUAGAACAUAUGGGCAGCAUACGCUGGGAGUUACUAGGCUGUCUUAUUCUCGCCUGGAUGAUUGAGUACUUCAGUAUCUUCAAAGGGGUUAAGCUAACUGGCAAGGUGGUAUACUUCACUGCGUUGUUCCCCUACACCAUCCUCAUCAUCCUGCUGGUGUUCACCUGCAGACUGCCAGGGGCAGCAGAUGGCGCCCUGUUCUUCCUCACACCCAAGUGGCACAAACUCAAAGAGGUCCAGGUUUGGAUUGACGCUCUGUCACAAAUCUUCUUCUCCAUCGGCGUGGGCUUUGGCGUCAUGAUCUCCAUGGCCAGCUAUAACAACUACAACUACAACAUCCUCAGAGAUUCUCUCAUCGUGGCCUUGGCCAACUCAGCCACCAGCGUCUUCUCAGGAUUUGUGGUCUUCUCCGCCCUUGGCUACAUGGCCCACGAGCGUAAUCUCACUAUUGACGAUCUCGCUGUUGGAGGGCCUGGCCUUGCGUUUCUGGUGUAUCCAGAGAUCUUGGCCACCAUGCCUGUCCCUCAGCUGUGGGCCUUCCUCUUCUUCCUGAUGCUGCUCUGUCUGGGACUGGACAGUCAGUUUGCGCACCUGGAGCUGGUGGCCACGUGUGUGGAGGACGGCCUGAGCCCAAAGCUGCCUCCCUGGCUUAGGCGGAAGGAGGUGCUCCUCCUGCUGGUCAGCAUGGGAAGUUUCCUAGUGGGUCUGCCCUGCAUCUUCCAGGGUGGGAUCUACAUGUUCCAACUAAUGGAGCACUACACAACUGCAGUCUCUGUGCUCGUCAUGGCCGUGCUGGAGAUUGCUGCCAUCAGCUGGAUAUUAGGCCUAAACAGAUUUUCCGCAAUGCUAACAAAAACACUGGGGAAACCACCAAACAUUUACUUCAAGGUUUGCUGGUUGGUUAUCACCCCCGUGAUGGUCAUGGCUAUAUUAGUCACAAGUAUAGUGCAGCACACCCCUCCUCGCUAUGGGAAGUGGUACCAGUUCCCUGAUUGGUCCAGAGCUGUGGGCUGGAUGUUGACUAUGGCUUCUAUCAUCUGCAUCCCCCUCGGAGCACUGCAUGAACUCUACACCAGGAAGGGCUCCCUCAUGGAGAGGUUGAGGUCCUCAGUAACCCCGUGUCUGGAGCUGGACGUUCCCCCAGCAUCCCAUCAGGAACAAGAGAUCUGCCUGGCCAGCAGAUCCCAAGAAGCAUGAUUGACUCUAUCAGCUUUUUAAGAAAUGUACAACAUAAUUCAUCUUAGAAUUGUUUUACACUGAAAGAGUGUGUGAGUGUGUGUGUGUGUCAUAUAGCUGAUGGCCUACAGAUUGUCAACACUGGCAAGAAAGAACAGCCUAUAUCGUAUCUGCAUCAUUUCAGUGUAAAGUGAACCAGCUGUCGUUCAACAAAUAACAUGAACUGAACUGUUUUGUGGAAAUCUGAAGGAAACAAAAUAUGUGCAUAAUUUUGUUCAUACUGCAGAUAUAUUUGGUGUGGGUUGUUGUUGUUGUUGUUGUGUCCAGAUUUUUUCUAUUGUCAUUAUUAUUAUUAUUUCUGAUGUUCUACUGUAAAUCUUUGUUGUUGCUGAGUUGAGUAGAGUUGUGUUGGCAUUAGUCUACAGGAGGCUCAGCCAGGGCCAGCUGGAAGGACUGGCAGGAUGUAGCCUAUUAAAUGACUAAAA
Sardina pilchardus (European sardine) is the source of this 2862-nucleotide messenger RNA. RefSeq names its product sodium- and chloride-dependent betaine transporter-like. The record is from RefSeq and is a predicted model, not a curated record. Gene Ontology annotation, biological process: sodium ion transmembrane transport. Bases 659 to 2398 code for a protein of 579 amino acids. Gene Ontology annotation, cellular component: plasma membrane. The transcript is spliced from 13 exons. NCBI's taxonomy places the organism in Eukaryota, Metazoa, Chordata, Actinopteri, Clupeiformes, Clupeidae.